AUGCUAAGUGGCUGCCCGUCCACAUUCGCGACAUGGAGUGGGGACUUGCUUAUCUUAGAUACGCGAGACAUUAUGGAUGCCACAGUGGUGAAAUCAGUUAGAACUGUAGAGGAACUAGGCCAGAAGCAAUUUCAGGAGUUUUGCACAACCAGGCUUCAUGAGCGAAAAAUCUCGCUUUUUGAUGUUAUCAAGAGAAACAAGAUACAGCUGUUUAGUAGUCCUCCGGCUCCUAAAGAGACAACCAAGGAUAAGAUGAAAAUAGCUUCACUAAAGAGCAACUGCUCCCUGUUUUCACGCGUGUACAUCUCAUGUCAGGUUAGAGAAGGUGACUUAGACAGCUUCUUUACUCACGAGAACCAGAGCUACCCGCCUUCUUUGUCUCAGUAUGGAACUCUAAGAUCAGGAAACAAGUCAGAUUUGCUAUUCUGUCUAGAAAGGUUGUGUCCCGCUAAAGCGGAAAAGCCUUCCGUUGACGUUCUAUUAUUAGAUGGGGCAGCCAUUGUGAACAUGCUUAAACCCACCGGAGCUUGCAAGACGUUUGCAGAAUACAGUCAGUUUGUUUUUAUACCAUACUUAACCAGGGAGCUUGAAAGUGUUAAGAGGGUAGAUGUGGUGUGGGACAGAUACCUCUCAAACAGUCUGAAGGAUUGCACUAGAAGAAAGAGAGGAAAUGGCUCACGACGACGAGUCCAGCCAGACACAAAGAUUCCUGGAAACUGGGCUGCUUUUCUGAGAGUGGAUGAGAACAAGGUGGAGCUUUUCCAUUUCCUGGCCGAGCAGCUAAUCACAAUCUCAAAUGUCCAUGGACAGGUAGUAACUACCAAAGACGAAUCAGUGCCCUUUAACGAUGAAAGAAAUGACAUCACUAACCUAGCGCCAUGUGGACAUGAAGAGGCCGACACAAGGCUCUUGCUGCAUGUGGCUGACGCUAUAAACCAAGGAUUCACUAAGGUAAUGGUACGCACAGUUGACACCGAUGUUGUAGUGAUCUCAGUGGCAGCAUUUCACCAGAUUCAACUUUCUGAACUUUGGGUUGCCUUUGGUACUGGAAAACACUUUAGGUACCUGCCUGUUCACGAUAUUUGCCAGCGUAUCGGUCCAAUUAAGUCUCAAGCACUUCUCGCCUUUCACGCCUUCACUGGGUGUGACCAAACAUCCUUCUUCACACACCGCGGAAAGAAGACAGCCUGGGAAGCUUGGGAUGCUUUCAGUGAAGUGACAACAUCUUUUCAAGUCCUGAGCGAUGCACCAACGCUCGAAGACGUCUGUGAACAGUUGCCUACUCUGGAGCGCUACGUUAUCAUCAUGUACGAUCGUUCUAACACUUGCAAGGAAGUAAAUGAAGCUCGUAGAGAUCUCUUUACACGAAAGGGGAGAGACAUUGAAGGUAUUCCCCCUACGGCUGACGCCUUGCGUCUGCACACAAAGCGAUGUGCAUACCAAGCUGGGCACUGCUGGGGCAAGGCAUUGGUGCCAUCCCAUCCCCUCCCAUGUCCAAGUGAAUGGCGCUGGGUGCGGAGUGCCAGUCAAGUUUGGGAACCACUAUUUAUGACCCUUCCGGAAGCAUCGCAGAGCUGCCAGGAGCUGUUAAAGUGUGGAUGCAAAAGUGACAAGGGCUGUACCAGAAGAUGUAAAUGUGUUAGAGCCGAGCUGCAGUGUACAGCCUUGUGUAAUUGCAGCGGUCUUUGUGAGAGGGAUGAGUCCACAGGGUCGUAA
Messenger RNA from Porites evermanni, 1716 nucleotides. The record is from the annotation of a GenBank genome assembly. NCBI's taxonomy places the organism in Eukaryota, Metazoa, Cnidaria, Anthozoa, Scleractinia, Poritidae.